AUGGCUGGUCUUGACAUAGAUUUCACGCGACGGAACAAGAAGCCGAGGCCAUUGUCCGAAAUGGAGAAGGAGAAGCUGGACGAGUUCGUCGAUUCCAUCCACUACUCUUCUCGCUAUAACGACAGCGAAUACGAGUACCGACAUGUGCAGCUUCCCAAGCAAAUGCUGAAGGCCAUCCCGAAGGAGUACUUUGACGGUGCGAGAGGAACGCUCAAACUUCUUUGGGAAGAGGAAUGGCGGGCACUCGGAAUCACACAGAGUCUGGGUUGGGAACAUUACGAGGUGCAUGAACCAGAGCCGCACAUUCUUCUCUUCAAGCGCCCGAUAAACUACCAACCACCGAUGCACUGA
Molecule: messenger RNA, 351 nt
Organism: Aaosphaeria arxii CBS 175.79
Lineage: Eukaryota; Fungi; Ascomycota; Dothideomycetes; Pleosporales
Product: CKS-domain-containing protein
Exons: 4
Coding region: 1-351 (116 amino acids)
Biological process (GO): regulation of mitotic cell cycle
Cellular component (GO): SCF ubiquitin ligase complex; cyclin-dependent protein kinase holoenzyme complex
Molecular function (GO): ubiquitin binding; protein kinase binding; histone binding
Source: RefSeq, a predicted model, not a curated record